Scleropages formosus (Asian bonytongue) is the source of this 1881-nucleotide messenger RNA. It is a transcript of the gene grxcr2, whose product is annotated as glutaredoxin and cysteine rich domain containing 2. NCBI's taxonomy places the organism in Eukaryota, Metazoa, Chordata, Actinopteri, Osteoglossiformes, Osteoglossidae. The record is from RefSeq and is a predicted model, not a curated record. The transcript is spliced from 3 exons. The coding region runs from base 109 to 846 and encodes 245 amino acids. Gene Ontology annotation, biological process: sensory perception of sound.
ACGGACGCGACACGCGCCACUUCGUGCGACUUCCCGAUGAUCGCUUGCCGCGGGUGAUCUCGUCCCGAUCUCGUCCUCGUCCCCCGUCCCUUUUCCGAGAGCCCGGUCAUGGAGAAGUCGCAGAGGAAGCCCGGCCAGCGUCAGGAAGGCCAGCCGCGGAAGGUGCGCUUCAAGAUAGCUUCGUCGUACAGCGGCCGUGUGCUCAAGCACGUUUACGAGGACGGCCAAGAGCUGGAGAGCCCGGGGGAGAAGUACCCCCGCAGCUUUAAACGCGGCAAGACGCCUCGGCACCUUGAGGCGGAGCAGCUCCGUGGCUUUCAGGACCCGACGGGCCCGGCGCCGGGUCCCCCGACAGGCCUGAUUGCUCAGAGGAUAAACGUCUACAGGGGCGUGACUAAUUACAGACCCCCGACAUACGGCGAGCUAUCAGCCGCAGAUUGCAAACCUCCGGUGCUGGAUUUUGGAAAGAUUAUCAUCUACACCAGUAAUCUAAGGAUCAUACGAUCCCCUCACAGAAGGAGCGAGCUCAUGAAAUCUUCACUACAGAGAAAAGAUAGCGGGGAGGAUUUCUCAUUGGGGACAGACAGAGUGGAGAAGGCGCCGCACCACGCUCUGUGCAUACAUGGAGAGGAUGGAAACCUCGAACCCAAGCAUGAGGAGGGCUCCAGCUGCCCCCAGUGUGGGGGAACGGGCUGCAUGCCCUGCUCUCUGUGCCAUGGAAGCAAGCUGUCCAUGCUGGCCAACCGCUUCAACGAGUCCAUUCGGGCUCUGCGGUGCCCCGCAUGCUAUCCGGACGGCCUACAGCGUUGCCAGUCGUGCACAGAGCAGCAGGUUGGAAAGCGCUGAAAGCAUUACGUCUUGCCGAGAAUAAGAACAUCAAUCAAUAAAACCAUCUGCCGGCGUUUUGCAGUACAUGUUCAAAUGUCAGGAUCCAUCACAAUGCCUUUGUAAAUAAAUAACCAAAGUAAUAGAAAACACAAACACUGAAAAAGACACUGGAAGGAGAAAGAGUAGGGUUUUAAGAUUACCAGGAAUUCAAAUCAACAUGGUAUACUUGGUCUUUGCUAUUGAUUAUUGCUGUACUAUUGCAACAUUAACAUACACAUAUGUAGUUUAAAGAAUAUAUUUGACCUAUACACACACACAUACAUAAACAAUUUUAGUGUCAUGUGUGGAGGGAGAAUCCAAAUUUGUAUAAUUGUAUAUUUGAGACCCUGAAAAUGCAUAAAAAUAAAUAUGGUGUAAUAAACAAUCAGUACAGUAUUUAGGGAAUAAAGUUACUAAAAAUAUUCUUCCUCACUGUUUCAGUACCUUCCACAGGGUAUUUUUUGGCAGAGCAAUUAUGGCAUUACAAAGACAUAUAUAUGCAUUUUCUUACAUCAAACAACAACAUUCUUACACUGUAUAUUGUUUUUCACAAUUUUGCAACGACUGAAAAGCAGCAGCAUGUUGUAGUUCUUAGACACGGCAAAGUUCGGGGUGAUGAAAAAUAACUGCAACUUAUAAACAAAGAGAGACGUCUAACAAGCUAUGAUCAAAAUAUUUUAAUAAACAGGUUUUGUUUCAAACUGAAUUUAACAGUGAAAAAACAUUGACGAUCAGAACACCCUUUGGGGAAUUAUUGUGAAGUAUUGUAAUGAGACAAUUCUUACGCUCACAAUAUCCAUAAGCUUCUUGAACACAAUACCCGUACCGAUAACAAAAGAGGCAGAUUAAGCAUUUCAGUCAACACUAAUCUUUUUUAGUAAUCCUAGUAAACCCAAAAGGGUCUUACACUAAACCCAAAAACUGUAAGGAAUGAAUAAAAUAAAAUCAUGGCAACAAUGACUGCAAAGUAACCCGCUGCACUAUUAUGAGAGGCAACACCUUGCGAUGAAACAA